UACUGUGAACUUUAGCGAUAUGUGGAGGUAGGCAUUGAAGGAAUUGAAGCAUAUCAAAUGUUGUUGACAUUCUCUAUGCAUUUAUAUAAAGAUCUUACAUUCAUUAUAAACAUUAUUCUACCCAGUGGACAUAAACUAGUUUUCUUUCAUAAGAUGAGAGGACUAGAAGCUGGAGUGUUCCUGCUGCUGGCAGUUACCAUAGUAACAGCUCAAGAUGCACCAGUCUUAAUAUCAGAAACAGAACCAAAAAUAAUAUGUCUGUAUUCAAAAGAACUACGUAAUGGGAUGGACUUUACUGCAUUUUGUACUCUGACAAAACCUGCCAGUGAGGAUGUGAGUGUGUUUGUCAGUUUACGUGUAACACAGGAAACAACAAGCAACUUAGCUUUUACAAAUUCAAUGUUCACAAUCACAAUAGGUGCUGGAAACCUUCAUGGAAGUGGUACAUUACCUAUCUCCUAUGACCUUACUACUGGAGCAACUUACUUCAUCCAUACAUCAUUCAUAGGAUUACGUAUAAAGCCAUGGUCUGAGCAGAUAUCUGGUUAUCGCCCAGAACUUCCAUAUUUUAUUAUCACGGACAAGCCUGUAUACAAUCCAGGAGAUGAUGUUCUUAUACGAGGUCUGACAUGUGACAUGUAUUUGAAGCCUACCAGUACAAGUGCUACCAUUGAAAUAAAGGACAGUAAAAAGAACAGUAUAAUGAAGGAGACCUCAUCAAAUAAUCUUAAAACUGGAUUUCCUAGUUAUGCUAGAGCAUUGAUAGAUACAAACUUCACCCUGUCUGAUGAUCCAUUGACUGGCAUGUAUACUGUCAGUCUCUACACAGAUGAAGGAUAUGUAGAGAGACAAUUUGAAGUGAAAGAAUUUGUUCUUCCACGGUUUGAGGUAAAGAUAGAGCUUGAAACACAAUUCCUUGUUUCUGGAAAUGAUGAGAUAAAAGGAGUUAUCAAGGGAAUAUAUUCCUAUGGUAAGAAUGUUCAGGGUAGAGCACAAAUUAAGUUAACCGGUCCCUUCAGAUUUAAUGAUGAUGAAGACGUUGCGUGGAGUAUUGAUGCUUUUGAUGGAAGAGCAGAAUUUACUGUGAAAGUGGAUGAGAAAAAAUUCCCCAUACCAUGGUUUGGAGAUUAUGUUUCUAGUGGAACAACAGUGGUUUUACAAGGAGAAGUUAUAGAAGCCAACUCUAAUGAUGUACAGAGUGUUGAAGUCUCUGUUAACAUUUACCCAACAGAUUUCACCGCAAAACUUGGUCCUAUGCCACUUCUCUUUAAAGGAAAUCCACAGUACACAUUCCCGGUAGCAUUGACAAACCCUCUAGGUGGAAUGUUGAAGGAUGUUGAAGGUUAUACAUUAUACUACAAAGCUAUAGAUGACAAAGAUUUUUCAAAGAUGACUGUCAGUAGUAACCCUAUGACUGUCACUGUUAGAAUGAACACAUCAGACUUAAACUUAUAUAGCAAUAAAGUUCAAGUUUACUUUGCUUGGAAUGAAAUAAAGAGCCCACUAGUUACACAAGAAGUAACUAAGUACUAUACAUGGAGUAAUACAACACUGAAAGUAGAAAUGCUAGCUUCACAAUCUAAGGUAAGUUUCCUGUAGCUCUCCAAUUAAACC
Molecule: messenger RNA, 1614 nt
Organism: Ruditapes philippinarum (Manila clam)
Lineage: Eukaryota; Metazoa; Mollusca; Bivalvia; Venerida; Veneridae
Product: alpha-2-macroglobulin-like
Exons: 15
Coding region: 58-1599 (513 amino acids)
Molecular function (GO): endopeptidase inhibitor activity
Source: RefSeq, a predicted model, not a curated record